GGAGACUGUACUGGUCCAUCGGUACGGUACGUUUCUUGCAAUCUUGACCCUUGUCCAGAAGGAACAGAUUUCCGAGCAGAGCAAUGCGCCCAGCAUAAUGAUGAGGAUCUUGGUGGCCACUAUCACAAAUGGCAACCUUACAUAGGAAAGAACAAAUGUGAACUACUCUGCAAACCCGAAGGUGGCAGUUUCUACUAUAAGUGGGACGAGAAGGUCGUCGAUGGCACCAAGUGCGACGCCAAGGGUGAAGACAUUUGUGUGGAUGGUGUAUGUCUACCAGUUGGAUGCGAUGGAAAACUCGGAUCUGAACUAAAAACUGACAAAUGCGGAGUUUGCGAUGGGGAUGGCUCGAAAUGCAAGACCAUUGAGGGGACAUUUGAUGAGCGUAACCUCUCACCAGGAUAUCACGAUGUGUUGCGAUUACCUGCCGGUGCUACCGCGAUUAAAAUUGAGGAGGCACGACCAAGCUCGAACAACUUGGCAUUGAAAAAUUCGACGGACCAUUACUUCUUGAAUGGAAAUUCUAUGAUCCAAGUAGAAAAAGACGUAGAACUGAAUGGAGUUUAUUUUGAAUAUGAUGAUUCAAAGCCUGAGCGAAUCACUGCGAAAGGACCUUUGAAGGAGGAUGUUACCGUAUCCGUUCUAUUCCGUAAAGGAAACCGAGAAGCUGCAAUUAAUUACGAAUUCUCCAUUCCAAUUGUGGAAGAUGUUGACUAUAUGUACAAACCUGGAGAGUGGUCGUCAUGCUCUGUGACUUGCGGGAAAGGCGUGCAAACUCGUACUCCGUACUGCAUCGAUACUAAAACGCAACGUCGUGUGAACGAUGCUCUGUGUGACAAUGCUAAUUUUACAAAGCCUGAGUUCGAGAAGCCCUGUGAAACAGUUGAUUGCACCGCCGAAUGGUUUGAAGGCGAAUGGGAGCCAUGCUCACAGACUUGCGGAGACCAAGGAGAACAAUAUCGUGUGGUUUACUGCCAUCAAGUAAGGAAGUUCUUGCACACAUCGACAGCAUGAGU
This is a messenger RNA of Strongylus vulgaris, 1016 nucleotides long. Lineage: Eukaryota; Metazoa; Nematoda; Chromadorea; Rhabditida; Strongylidae. The record is from the annotation of a GenBank genome assembly.